GCUAAAGAGGCUGCUGUGGGAGCCAUCGGUCGCAUGGUCACUUCGACUCCAUUUCUUGAAGACCAAUCAACGCCAACGUCUUGGAAUCCCAUAACACCAUGCUGGACUCCAGGGUCAGAGGAGGCCUCUUUUACUUCACCCGUGGUAACCGAUGCAGUCGGCAGGUAUAACGAGGCGAUGGAUACAAUUGCGAGUCUUAUUACACAAGAAAAAGUAGAACGCGAGCCCCUUAAAUAUCAGCUUAAAACUUCAUUCCAAAACUUAAGCGAUGGGGAACAGUUGAAAGUUGUAAAAAAGGCUAAAGAGGACUGCUUGCACGUAUGUAGUGUAAUUGCCCCGUCGAGGUAACGGGGGAGGAGCUCUUCGAGUCAAUGAUGUCUGUACAAAGAGAAAUAUUUGAUGGCUCAGCUCCCGAUGAUCUUGUGGUGCUGAAGACUGCUUAUAAGAACGCGAAGACCAAGAAUUUAAAGAAACAGAUUCUGAGCCUUUACGCUAAAAGAUACCCUAUGACCAAGGUGAAGAAAAUUUACAAACCUUACGGAAGUCUCUCUACAUGGGAAAUAAAGCAUGCACGUUCUCAUGCUAAAAUGCACGGCCCUGGGAUCAUCCCUGAAAUCAAGACGAAGCAUCGCGUACGCCUUGAUAUGGGGAAGGUCGACCACUUUGUAGAAUUCAUUAAUGGACCGUAUUUUUAUCAGGAUGUUUCAUAUGGUAACAAGGUACUCACCCUAGAUAAUGGUGACAGAAUUGAGAUGCCUAACGUUGUAAGGAUCCUGACCAGGUCUACAAUGAUUGAGCAAUACUUGGAUUAUUGCAAAGAGCAAUGUCACGAGCCACUUAGUAGGUCUACGCUGUUCAAAAUAUUAGAAAUUCGAGAAGCGUCUCAGAGUAAAUCGCUCUAGGGCUUAAACAAUACAGCUGCAAAUGGUGCUGAGGGCUUUCAGACUAUCGAGACGCUGGUUGAAACUCUUGAGAAAAGAGGAAUGGAAAAACAGUGGUGUCUACGUAUUUGCCAAAACCUACGCGAUGCUAAACGCUAUCUCAAAACUGACUACUGUGUGCACUGUCAACAGUCUCACUCUACUUGCUGUAGAAAGUUUGCGCUUAGUGAUCCUGUUAAUCUCGAGCUCCAGCAUCCUUGUCCGCAUCAGCAUCAAUCGACUUGCGAGCAAUGCCAAGGGCUGAAGAAUGUUCUAAAGGAAGUGAGACUAGCGAUUGAAGAGUCAUCAUGGAAGCCUUAUAGUUCCGAAAAACAAGAAGAUUUCCUUUACGACUUUGACCGUGCACAUUCAGACAUCAUGCUGUGGAAAGCGCACAUUGUGUGCUCAAUAAAUCAAGAGGAGGCGAAACAAGAUGCACUGAAAUCAGAAGACCCACAGGCAGCCAUUCUGAUCAUGGACUGGGCCAUGAAGUUCCUCCAAAUAAAAUUUCGUGAGAAACAGUCUAAAUGGUUCGGCAAACGGGGGCUCAGCUGGCAUAUUUCCACCUGUAUAACUAAGAAUGUUGACUCUGGAAAAAUUGAGCUGAAAUCGUAUGCUCAUAUCUUCGACUCUUGCCAGCAAGACUGGUACGCAGUAUGCUCGAUCAUCGAAGACACACUUGAGGUUGUCAAGAAAGAACAUCCCCAGAUUACCCAAGUGAACCUAAGGAGUGACGAAGCAGGGUGUUACCACAAUACCUUUCUCUUAGCCGCCGUUAGAGAUGCCGGAAGACUAGUAGGCAUUGAACUAGCACGGUAUGACUUUUCCGAGCCGCAGUAUGGAAAAGAUAUCUGUGUUAGAAUCCUUUGCCCAAUGAAAGCAUCCAUCCGACGAUAUUGCAAUGAGGGACACGAUGUCGUUUCUGCGAAAGACAUGCGUGUAGCGCUCUCAGAACGCCCUGUUCAAGGUACAACUGCCUCCGUGUGUGCAAUGACUGAGACUCAAAAGACACUCGAAGUACAUAAGAUGGAAGGUUUCAGCAAGUAUCACAAUUUCAAGUUUGAAGUGGAAGGAAUUAGAGCAUGGAGAGCCUAUGGUGUUGGACUAGGCAGGUUUAUUCCUUACCGAGAGGUCAUAACUGAACCUCAAGGUCCUACUGAUCUCAUUGUGCAUGAGAACUUCUUUACUCUUAAAGAAGCU
This is a messenger RNA of Porites lobata, 2120 nucleotides long. The record is from the annotation of a GenBank genome assembly. NCBI's taxonomy places the organism in Eukaryota, Metazoa, Cnidaria, Anthozoa, Scleractinia, Poritidae.